AUCCCCGCGUCCGCCCGCCCGCCCGCGCCCGCUGCCGCUGCUGCUUCCAACGCACGCGAGCUCCGCGGCAUCCGCAUCCGAAUCAGCACACGAUCCCCGCGCCACUUGCCCCGCCCGCCCGCCCGCCGGCCAAUGCCCGGCGCGAUGAGAUGAGACGCCGCCGCCCCGCGGCGCUGCUCGCCCUCCUCACGCGCGCCAGCAGCGCCCGCCUACAUCGGGGAUCCCUCCUCCUCUCACCCUCCCCCCACCAGCGCCGCAUUUAUUCCCUUCCCCAGCACGACAGCGGUCACGCUUCCGUCGUCCCGUCCGUCUCGUCGCAUCCGGCGCUGCCCCCGCCUAUUUAAGGGGCGCGGGCUGAGAGCCAGCGAUAAUGCUCUUCUCCAGGAGGCCCCUCGCCGCCGCGCUCCACCUCGCACCCCUCUCACCUCCCUUGCUCCUCUUCUUCGCGUCCGCCUCGUCGUCGUGCUCGCCCGCCGCCCCCGCAUCGGUCUCCGGGUCCAGAGGUUGUAGUGCUAUAAGGAUGGACAGCGGUGCAGUGGAGACAGCCUCCACUGGGGCAGUAUGGUCAACACCUUCGGCAGAACCGAGAAGCAUUUCUACCGGGAAGGAGAUAUUCUGCAACAGGUCACUCAACAUGAGGAACAUCACAGCAGUGGGAUUUGAUAUGGACUACACUCUUGCACAGUACAAGCCUGAGACCUUCGAGUCCCUUGCUUACUAUGGUACAAUUGAGAAGCUUGUGAAGGAUCUGCACUACCCUGAAGAGCUGUUGACUUGGGAGUUUGAUUGGAAAUACAUGGUCAGAGGAUUAGUUCUUGAUAAGAAGAGAGGAAAUAUUUUGAAGAUGGACCGACACAAGUAUGUAAAAGUUGCAUACCAUGGUUUUAGGGAAUUGUCGAAAGAAGAAAAAGUUGCUGCUUAUGGGAGUACAUUGAUAAGAGACUCAUUUGAUGAACCUGAUUAUGCCCUUAUAGAUACGCUUUUCUCAUUGGGUGAAGCUUAUCUAUUUGCUCAGCUUGUUGAUUUCAUGGACAGUAAUCCUGGAAAAGUACCUGCAGGCACAGACUAUCCGCUUAUGUAUAAAGAUGUGAGGUCUGCGGUUGACUUGUGUCAUCGUGAUGGAACAUUAAAGCGGAUGGUUGCGAAGGACCCUGGCAGGUACAUCAAUGAGGACUUGGCAAUUGUACCAAUGCUUGAAAUGAUAAAGAAAUCUGGACGCUCAACAUUCUUGGUGACAAAUAGUUUGUGGGACUACACCGAUGUUGUCAUGAAUUACCUUUGUGGACCAUACACUUCAGAUGCAGGAUCUGGUCUCAACCACAAGUGGCUUCAAUAUUUUGAUAUUGUAAUAACUGGCAGUUCGAAGCCAAGUUUCUUCCACGAUGAUAACCGUGCGGGCCUCUUUGAAGUUGAGCCUGAUUCCGGAAAACUUCUAAAUGCUGAUAUUCAGAUUGGAAGCCCAAGAUCAAGUCAUCAGCAUGCAACGCCAGUUCACAAAGUUUACCAGGGAGGCAAUGUUGGUCAUCUUCACAGAUUACUUUCUGUUGCUUCUAGUUCACAGAUCCUCUAUGUUGGUGAUCACAUAUAUGGAGAUAUUCUGCGCAGCAAGAAAGUUCUGGGCUGGCGGACUAUGCUGGUGAUUCCAGAACUGGAGCAUGAGGUGAAGCUUCUUUCAGAAUCAAAGUCGAUUCGGAAGGAGCUUAGACAUCUUAGAAUGGAGCGUGAUUCAAUUGAAGACAGAAUCCAUCAUCUUGAAUGGUCUCUUAAAUUUGAUGAUCUCACAGAAAAUCAGAAGGAAAAGUUGUUCUCUGAACAUGUCAAUCUGCUGCAACAGCGAGAGCAUGCUCGCCGCCUUCAUCAAGAGGCUCAAAGGCAACAUCAUCAGAAGUUUCAUAAGGUGUGGGGACAGCUCAUGAAGACUGGGUACCAAAAUUCUCGAUUUGCUCAUCAGGUCGAGAGGUUUGCGUGCCUGUACAGCAGCCAGGUUACAAACUUCGGUUUGUAUUCCCCCAACAAGUACUAUCGCCCGAGCGAAGAUUACAUGCCCCAUGAGUUCGAUGUGCUUGAGCUGUAGGAGCAGUCCCUAGCUCAAAGCUCCCCGUUGUAAUUGAACCGCAGCAGGAUAGGAGGGUGAUUUUAGCUGUGGGCAUGGAUUAACAUGUGUAGUUGCCGUAUUUAUAGAGCGAAAGAUUCACUCAUUGGACAUGUUAUAUCUGAGUAUUGUGGGUUAUGUAUAGUAACUAUAGUUUCACAUAGAGCAAUGCAUUUAUCUGUAUAUUUUUGUACAUAACAAGUUUUAAGCAGAAGCAAAGGAAAGCAAUGCCGAUCAUGUCUCAA
Messenger RNA from Panicum hallii, 2337 nucleotides. RefSeq names its product 5'-nucleotidase domain-containing protein 4. The transcript is spliced from 17 exons. Bases 371 to 2074 code for a protein of 567 amino acids. The record is from RefSeq and is a predicted model, not a curated record. Gene Ontology annotation, molecular function: 5'-nucleotidase activity. NCBI's taxonomy places the organism in Eukaryota, Viridiplantae, Streptophyta, Magnoliopsida, Poales, Poaceae.